This is a messenger RNA of Pochonia chlamydosporia 170, 663 nucleotides long. RefSeq names its product ribonuclease H-like protein. The coding region runs from base 1 to 663 and encodes 220 amino acids. NCBI's taxonomy places the organism in Eukaryota, Fungi, Ascomycota, Sordariomycetes, Hypocreales, Clavicipitaceae. The record is from RefSeq and is a predicted model, not a curated record. The transcript has a single exon.
AUGGACAUGAUGCAGGAUUGGAAGAAGCGAAAGGAGCGAAGCUGGAGUGAAUUAGGUCCCCUCGGCAAACUACAUAAUAUUGCUGUCCACAUCAGAGCCAACGACUAUAGAUACAACUUGUUUCGGAAGCGAGCCGGCAAGGUCCUCGGGCUUGACAACGAUACGCGCUGGAACUCAUGGUACCUUCUGCUGGACACCGCUCUUGACAAGGAAGAGCAUGUCAAGUGGUACCAAGACAAGCACUACGACACUCUUGUAGAAAACUACUUGUCACCACAGGAUUGGCAGAAUCUCCGCGAGACGCGGAACUUUCUACAGCCGUUUUGGAAGAUAACCCUCCUUAAUGAAGGCUAUCGUUCAACGCUUGAUCGUACACUAUUCACGAUGGAUGUCCUUCACAGGCACUACCAGCAAGCAUUCAACAAAUACAAGUUGAACCAACAACUACUCGGUCCGAUACUGACGAGUUGGCAUGUCUUCGACAAAUACUACCGGCUCUCUGACGAAAGCCCGGCAUAUGGUGCGGCGCUUAUUCUCCAGUGCCGCCCGGCAGACCGUUCGAGAUCGUGGCAGGCAUCCACACCACUUCUCACGCUCACCGAUGCCACAGGAUUUUUGCAAAUGGGCUCUCGCUUCGCUAUAAUGGAGCGAAAACUGGAGUAG